Theobroma cacao (cacao) is the source of this 1034-nucleotide messenger RNA. RefSeq names its product myotubularin-like protein. The record is from RefSeq and is a predicted model, not a curated record. Lineage: Eukaryota; Viridiplantae; Streptophyta; Magnoliopsida; Malvales; Malvaceae.
GCAAAAAGUACAACGCUUUGUUCACGUUUGACAAACUCGACACUGCCCCCACCAAGAGGACUAGACAAACUCAACCCCUCCCCUUAAAAACCUCUUCGAAAGCCUUCUUCUCCUCUGUUCAUCUCCCUCUCUCUCUCCUUCUCUCAUUUCAAUUUUCUUCUCGUCUCUUUUCCUGGUGGCAUCCAUUUUCUUUCCUACUUUCUUACGGGAAGACUAGAAGCUGACAUAUAUGGGAAAUGGGUACAAUCAACAUCUUCACCAUCACAACAUGCAUCUGCAUCACAAGGGAGCUUUCUUGCCAAUGUUGUGUUCAAAACCAUCCAUUAAAGAUGUGGCUCUCCCCAAAUGGCAAGACCGGUCUGCCUCUUUCUCUGAUGACCCUUUGUCUCCGAAGAUCAGUUGCAUGGGACAAGUCAAGAGGAACAACAGGAUUGUUGGGUUCCCUGCUUCUCACAAACUCACCAUCACCACCAAGAAUAGCUCCAAUAACAGUAUCAAGUAUCUCAAGCUCAAGAAGCUGUUUUCAGGCAAGAAUCUAACUAGUAGCCCUGCCACCACCACAAAUACUACCACCACCAGUUGCAGAAGAAAAGAGGUGUUAGUGAAUGGUACAAGCCGGCCCAAGAAUGAUGAUGGAAAAGAGAAUUCUGCUUCAAUCAACAUCGAAAACAUGGAUCCCCCUUUGCCUGUGAUCAGGAGAGUGCCAAAACAAGGUGAUAAAGGAGAUGGAGAUACCCUUUGGCAGAGGAGAUCACGUGGGGUUGCAUUGAAAAGCUUACAGCUUCAACAGGUACAACUGAACAGACAUCAAGAACCAACCACAGUCUGAUAAGAGCUAGAAAAAAUACACUACAAGAUCAGAUAAUGCAAUAGGUAAUGUAUAUGAUUUGUGUUUAAAAGUUCCAAUUUUGAUGAUUGUUGUUUCAUUUAUGUAUUUCAAGAGAGGCAUCAAAUUAUGGUGAUGCUAAUCGCAGAUGUAUAUGAAUUUUUAUUCAUCAAUGUUCAAAGAUUUAGGCUUUAAUCUCCCAAAAUUA